Laccaria bicolor S238N-H82 is the source of this 999-nucleotide messenger RNA. RefSeq lists its product as uncharacterized. Lineage: Eukaryota; Fungi; Basidiomycota; Agaricomycetes; Agaricales; Hydnangiaceae. The record is from RefSeq and is a predicted model, not a curated record. The transcript is spliced from 5 exons. Bases 43 to 999 code for a protein of 318 amino acids.
CCAUCUUGCUUAUGUUUCAAUAGGUGCUGGUUGGAGGCAGCUAUGUCUACUCUGCCUGGUCAUGAUCAUCCAUCCAAUUCCACUCCGUCCUUAGACGGCAGAGGUGCAGAAUUAGCAUCUCAAGAUGGAAAGCCAACGACAAGGACAGGUCCUAACUACGUAUAUUACUGUCUAUACACCAAACUCGGUGCAUUUGAAUCAAAUCACGCCCUCUACUGCAACGACCGUUUCAUUGGCCGCAUUCCGUCAAAAUCUAUUGCCCCUCCUCGCACGGUGGCGUCUAUCAAGCGCUCCCUGUGCAAACUUGAGGGCCUUUCGGAGCCCGACAAGGCCCUUCUUUUCACACUGCUCUCAAGCCCAGCACCCAAAGAAGACUCUGCGCGCCUCUUUUCGUCCGCUUCUUCUGGGCCAGGCCUAUCCGAACAAGAUCCGAUUGCGCUGAUUGUCGAGUCGGAAAAGAGGACCAAGAACAUAACCCUGUCAGAGAAGCUCCCGGAAUGCUCUGAUGAUACUGAUAUCCACUACGUGUACUAUCGUCUUUACUCAUCAGAAGGAGAUGGAGAUGAAAAGGCAAAGACGUCCUUUGAUGAAAGUGACAUGUCGUUAGGGCGCAUCAACGCCGUCUUCAUCGCUCCCCCUCAUACCGCUGGGUCUUUGAAAGCAUGCAUUGCAAAAGCUGAAGGCCUUGUCACGCCCGGUCAUGCGCUCUACAACGACAUGGAACUCUUCCAAGACACGGAUAGUGAUGCUGCCAUGAGCGACACUGAUGUCAUAUCCUUCCAAGGUGACACUUAUCCGGGUAGCGACCAAGGCGAUCCCGUAGCCCUUGUCAAUGCAACCACCAAUACAGCUGCAGACCAAAAGGCUAAACCUACAUCAGAUGUACCAGAUUCAAAUUUUACGAAACACGCUCAGUUUUUUGAUACUUGGACGUCAGACGAUCAAUCCUGGCUAUCAAGAAACACAGAUGAGAUUGUUUACACGGAUGGAGUGGCAUGA